This is a messenger RNA of Phycodurus eques (leafy seadragon), 5345 nucleotides long. RefSeq names its product myelin associated glycoprotein (gene mag). The transcript is spliced from 11 exons. Lineage: Eukaryota; Metazoa; Chordata; Actinopteri; Syngnathiformes; Syngnathidae. The record is from RefSeq and is a predicted model, not a curated record. Bases 117 to 2060 code for a protein of 647 amino acids.
GAAGAUUGUCAAGCCGUCUGGGUGUGAGCAACCACCCGCCAGUGGAGCCGCUUUUCCUGCGAAACAUCCAGUUUGCUUUGAAUCGUCAGCGUUCUAAGAGGCGUGGAGUGGAGACCAUGUGGUGUUUGAAGCUGCUCUUACCGUUACUGCUCAUCGUCAAUGACGUCAGCUCCCAGUGGAACGUUUGGGUACCGCGGGACAUCUCGGCCAUGACCGACACCUGCGUGGUCAUCCCGUGCACCUUCAUGUACCCGUCGGGCAUCAGGCCGUACCGCGGCGUCCACGGCAUCUGGUACUACGGCCAGCCCUACCCGCAGCUCUUCCCGCCGGUGGUGUUCAAAACUCGCACGGAUGUGGUGCACGAGAGCUACAAGGGUCGCACCAAGAUGCUGGGCGACCUGCAGCAGAGGAACUGCACGCUGCUCAUCAACAGCCUUGGCCCAGAGCACUCGGGGAGAUAUUACUUUCGCGCCGACCUUGGUGGGGCCAAUAUAUACACCUUUCCGGACUUUGCUGAGCUUAAGGUUCUGGAACGACCCGACAUCGACGUCCCGGAGGAGAUCGUGAGCGACGAGAGCCUGACGUUGACGUGCUACGCUCCCGACAACUGCCCAGACAUGAGCCCCGAGAUCGAGUGGAUGUACACGGACUACCUGCCUGACCCCGAGUUCAGCUCCGACUACCAGGAGGAGGGCAACACGGUCGUGCUCUCCCGCACCCUGGUGUUCACCCCCAGGCCGGUGCACAACGGCCAGCUGCUGGGCUGCCGGAUUUACUACCCGAACACCACGCUGGUCUAUGAGAGGCUUGUCUCUCUGGACAUUAAGUAUGCUCCCCGUUCAGUGUGGGUGAACGUCUCCUCGGAGGUGAUGGAGGGCAGCUCUGUGACGCUGCACUGCGAGGUGGACAGCAACCCCCCUCCCAGGAUCUCCUGGAGGUUCGGAACCCAGGAGCUGCUGUGGGACACCGCGUCCAACCUGUCGCUCACCGUGGACGACGUGACGCCGGCGGAGGAGGGCGUGUACACCUGCGUCGGCGAUAACGGCUACGGCACCAUGAAUACGUCGCUCUACUUGGCCGUCAAGUACCCUCCCCGCGAGCCCGUCGUCAACGACACCCUGACCGUGCUCGAGGGCGCCUCGCUGAUGCUGCACUGCAGCACUCAGGGCAGCCCGCCGCCCACCCUCACCUGGCUGAAGGACGGCGAACUGGUGGGCGCAAUCACUGCUGAUGAGCUGUCCGUGCUGGAGAUUGAGAGCAUCACGCCGCAGGGCGACGGCCAGUACCGCUGCCUGGCCGAGAACGAGCACGGCCGGGCCAGCAGCUCCCUGAACAUCACCGUGGAGUAUGCUCCCGUCCUUCUGGACGAGUCCAAAUGCACGGUGGUGCGGGAGGGCGUCCAGUGCGUCUGCAUAGCUACGGGAAACCCCGAGCCCACCAUCGAGUUUUACCUGCCCGACUUGAACGUCACCAUCAACGAGACGGAGGGCCGCUUCAACUUCUACACACACACGGAUGGACAGACGUCCACGGGUAUGAUCAAACUGCGGGAGAAGGGUGAGCGGGCCAGCAACGACGGUCCGGCAGUCAACGUCCACUGCAGCAUCUCCAACGUAUACGGGAGAGAAAGCGUCCUCCUGGAGCUGCAGCAGGAGAAGAAGUACCUGAUGGCAGUCAUCGUGGGAACAAUCGGUGGUGUGGCGGUCAUUGCCUUCAUCAUCGCGGCAGUGAGAUACGUGGGCCACAACAACAAGAAAGAGAAUGGCUUUCCUAGGCAGGACGUGGUCCUGGAGAACCCCGCUUUGUACUACAGCGCAGUCAAGAAGGACAAACAAAAUCUGAGGAAGAAAGUGCUUAAGACAGAGCUGUUGGGCUCAAAGUUUAACUCCAUACUAGAGGAGAGCACGGGAGAAGACGGGGAUUUCCAACCUGCAGGCUCUCUGGCAGGCAUGGAGAGGCAAGAGCUGAACUACGCCGCCCUGGAGUUGAGUGGGCCCAGGGAGGGGCUCUCAGGGAGGGGGGACGAUGGCAGCAGCUACGCCGAAAUCAAGGCCAAAUGAAUCGCAAUCCUUCCCUGAUGCCUCGGCCGUGCGAGACGCAGUUGCACCCCCCCCCCCCCUCCCCUCCCCCUUCUUUUUUUUUCUUUUUCUUUUGGUCAGAUUUUCACGCGUGAGUGCUAAACAUUUCUCCACGGAGCAAGACCCACUGGAAAAAUGUAUUGGGAUUCAUUGCUAGUUGUUUUUACCCACGUUUUUGUCUCUACUAGGGUGUAACGGUAUGCCAAAAAUCACAAUACAGGGGGUCCUCGGUUUACAACGGUCCCAACAUACAAGUUUUUGAGGUUACACACUUUAAAUUAGUGCAGGAAUGACUGAUUUUCUGUUGAUCGUUUUAUAUUUAUGGCCUACAAGUGUUUUUUUCAUACAAAAUAUACUUUAUGACUUUCUUACUGCAUUCGUGUAGGUUAGUGAUAGACUACAGUGCGUUCCAUUUUACGUUCAAAUUUGGAUUACAUCGCCGCUGGAAGAACAGACCUCGAUCAUAAAUCCAAGGACCCCCUUGACGGUUCGGUUCACGUUGGGGUACAGUAAGGGAAUAAAACAUAACUGAUUUAUUCUUUUGUAUAAACACAUUUAAUGAUUUUUUUAAUGCUAGUGGUAAAUUCACUUAUAAAUGAAAGAAAAAAAAUAAUCAUGUAUAAAAGAACAUCAUUUAUAACUUAGAUUAAUUAUUUUCUUCUUUGGAAACUGCAACAGUGACAGUUUGAACUAGGAGUGUAACAGUACGCCAAAAAUCACGUUUGGGUGCGUACCUUGGUUUUAAGGUUGUGGUUUGGAUCGCAUUGGAUACAGUAAGUGAACAAAAUGCAGACAGAAAACUGAUUCCUUCUUCUUUUGAGUGAACAAGAACAGAUUUUGACAAUAAUAAUAAUGUCAAUGAGCUGGCUGUACAUUCUCAAGUAAAUCCUCAGAUACUGUGUGUAAUAAAAUACAUAUUUAAUAUUAUUUUAUUAUUUUUAUUUUUUUAAAAAGGAAAUCUUUUCUUUUUAGGAAAAUAAAACAUGAAUAGGUUGUCUUACAUGGCAAUGUAAGACAACCUAUUCACUUAAACACUCAUUUUCUGUUUUUUUUUUCAGGUAUUCCUUAGCAGUUAGCAUAGCUUCUGUUUUCUUUCACUCUUCGUUACUCUUGUCGCAUGUUCAGCUACUCCUCGACCUUGUUUAGCUAUCAUGAUACUUGUACUAGGUGUAGUUUUAUUGGACGUUAUGGAGUUGAGCACUAGUAGCUCAGCAGAGCACUUAUCGUCUGCUCUCAGCAGAUCCUGACCUACUGGGAAAUCAGUGAGGCUGGGUGACUGAAGUUUGAUGUACCAGCUGUGAUGCCCACUAGCCAGAGGCUGAGCUGCACUGUGUUUGAACACUGACUCAACGUUUGGCUAGAACACAAGGCAGAUAUGCUAAGGAAAUGUAUUUUUUCCCCUCUCAAACAUUAUAGCCUUUGUAUUAGGACUUUUUUCUCAUCCAAUGAAAAUGACAAGAAGUAGGAAAGUUGACGGAUCGAAUUUGCAAUUUUACAAUAAGGUCAUAUUUUCAAAUCACAAUCUUCCAAGCGUUGUCAAUUGUAAUGUACUGUAAAUAUAAAAUAUUUGUUAAACAUCGAUUUUUUUUUUCUUCAAACAUUACAAAUUUGUUAUAUUUCCCACAAAAUGAUGCACUUUUUUCUUUAUUCAAAUUUUAUUCUCGUAGUAUUACAACCUUUUUCUAUUCCAAUAGAAAUGACGAGAAGUCGCAUACAUAUGGAAUAGUCUGAAUUUCAUGAGACCAAAAGUUGUAUUUUUCAAGUCACAAUCUUACGAGAGUUGUCAAUAGUAAUGUAAACGUCCUAAGAAUGAUUAUUAUUUUUUUAAUGUUGAUUUUUAACAAAUAUUACAAAUUUGUUCUUGUAAAAUUUAAGGUUUUUUUUCACCAAACUAUAGCUUUAUAACUUGAACAUUCAAAUUUGAUUUUCGUAGUAUUAUGACAUUUUUCUCAUCCGAUUAAAAACUGCCGAAAAGUCGUUAAGGUCAGAGAAGAAAGUUGUAUUUUUGAAGUCAUCAUCUUACGAGAGCUGUCAAUAGUGUAAAUAAUAUGAAAAGAAUAAAAAAAAUGUUUUUAACAAAUGUUACCAAUUUGUUCUUGGAAAAGUAAAACUUUUCUCAUAAAACUAUGCUUUUUAAAAAUAUAGAUUUAUUUUCUGAUUUGAUUCUUUUAGUAUUUUCCAUUUUAAUAUUUUUCCUCAUCCAGUAAAAACUGAUCGGAAGUCUUAAAGUUAAAAGAAUAAAGUCAUUAUUUUCAAGUUGUAAUGUACAAAAUAUUUGUCAAGGGGCCCGAGGCUGAGCUGCACUGUGUUUGUUUACCGAGUCGACUUGUGGCUAAAAUGUGAGAAAGUUGGACUUCCUGGACCUUGCUCAUUAUGUUCCGUACCGAAAAAAAUCCCGUACCGUUACACCCCUCGUCUCUUCAGUUGUCGCACCACUUGAGUCAACAUUUUUUGUGUGUCCAUUUUUGCGUCCUUGUCACUGUGUCUGCUGCCAGUCAAAGCAUGAGGGAAAGGGUAAAACUGUGCUUUUUGUUGUGGUGGUUGUCCUUUAUGGCAAAUGAGAGGAAUUUCUCCCCUACGGAAGUUCAAAAUGGUCACACUUUAUAUUUCACUUUCACAGGGAAAACAAGGUGAAUUUCCUUUUCGGACUUCCGUAAAUUCUCUGUCCUUUUUUGUCCGAUUAGAGAUAGACGGAACCUUAUGUCAGUAUUUUAUAUCGUAUUUAACGUGUACAGUAAUCAAAAUGGUUGCCGUCUCCUUUAAGAGUCAUUAAAAACAUUUAGAAAUGUAACAAACUCAGUAUUUGAUGGGUUUGGGGGUUGCAUUUGUUUUUGUAUUCCACCACACUAUCUCUAAUGCACAGCUCUCUGAUUGAUUGGAAAAAAACACAACAAAACACACUUGGAGAACGUUAUCUCGUUUUGACUGUGUGUGUACGUAUGCCUGUGCUUGUAUGUGUGUUCAAAUUGUGCUGGGACAUUUCACGGUUGCUUUUUCGGGAGCAUUUGUGGCUCUUUCGUGGGGAUGUUCUCACAACGUUGCAUCAGAUGUUUGAAAUAAUACACUGUAUCGUUGCUAAGCUAAUAGUCUAAUUUAAUAACCAUGAUGUCAAUAACAUAUUAAUGCAUAUGUAUAUUGAUGAAAAGAGGGAUGCUAGAACAAACAAUACAAGGAAGUUCCAAAAAUUGCACCAAAAGUUCAACAUUACUGUUGGUGGUGAUGUUUUGGAUCAUUUCAAACAUAAUACAUGUUGUGUAUUUCUGGUCU